Molecule: messenger RNA, 2612 nt
Organism: Calypte anna (Anna's hummingbird)
Lineage: Eukaryota; Metazoa; Chordata; Aves; Apodiformes; Trochilidae
Gene: DHCR24
Product: 24-dehydrocholesterol reductase
Exons: 9
Coding region: 119-1669 (516 amino acids)
Biological process (GO): steroid metabolic process
Cellular component (GO): cytoplasm; membrane
Molecular function (GO): FAD binding; Delta24(24-1) sterol reductase activity
Source: RefSeq, a predicted model, not a curated record
GGAGGGGCGGGGCCGGGAUUGCCGGCGCGCGAGCGGCGGGUGGCGGUGUCCGCGCGGGUUUCCCCCCCUCCCCACACACCCCUCAGGGCGGCCGUGAGGCAGCGCGUGCCGGGCCGCCAUGUCUCCGGUUUGGUCCCUGGGAGCCGGGGUGCUGCUGCUCCUGCUGUGGGUGAGGCACCGGGGGCUGGAAGCCGUGCUGGUGCAUCACCGCUGGGUCUUCGUCUGCCUCUUCCUCCUCCCGCUCUCCAUCCUCUUCGAUGUCUACUACCAGCUGCGCGCCUGGGCCGUCUGGCGCCUCCACAGCGCCCCGCGGCAGCACGCACAGCGCGUCCGCCACAUCCAAGCUCAGGUUCGGGAGUGGAAAAAUGAAGGCAGCAAAAGAUACAUGUGCACUGGUCGUCCUGGCUGGCUAACUGUAUCUCUUCGUGUUGGGAAGUACAAGAAGAUUCAUAAGAACAUCAUGAUCAACUUAAUGGAUGUGCUGGAAGUGGACAGUGAAAGACAGAUUGUUCGUGUGGAACCUUUGGUCACCAUGGGCCAGCUGACUGCACACCUGAAUCCCAUGGGCUGGACUCUUCCUGUGGUGCCAGAGCUUGAUGAUCUCACAGUGGGUGGCCUGAUCAUGGGAACGGGCAUUGAAUCUUCAUCCCAUAUCUAUGGACUUUUUCAGCAUACCUGUGUGGCCUAUGAACUUGUUCUUGCUGAUGGAAGCCUUGUGAGAUGUUCACCAACUGAAAACUCAGACCUAUUUUAUGCAGUGCCUUGGUCUUGUGGUACUCUGGGUUUCCUGGUUGCAGCAGAAAUAAAAAUGAUUCCUGCCAAGAAAUAUGUCAAAAUACAUUAUGAACCUGUGAGAGGACUGCAGAAGAUCUGCCAAAAGUUUACUGAGGAAUCUAAGAAAAAGGAGAAUAGCUUUGUGGAAGGACUUGUGUAUUCUCUGGAUGAAGCAGUCAUCAUGACAGGAGUCCUGACUGAUGAGGCUGAGCAAAGCAAGAUAAACAGAAUUGGCAACUACUACAAGCCCUGGUUCUUUAAGCAUGUGGAGAAGUACCUGAAAGAUGACAGGACUGGAAUAGAAUACAUUCCCUCAAGACAGUAUUACCAUAGACAUACACGCAGUAUCUUCUGGGAGCUCCAAGAUAUCAUUCCUUUUGGUAAUAACCCUGUUUUCCGGUACCUGUUUGGCUGGAUGGUUCCUCCAAAGAUCUCUCUGUUAAAACUCACCCAAGGAGAAGCUAUCAGGAAGCUGUACGAGCAACACCAUGUUGUACAGGACAUGUUGGUGCCAAUGAAGAGCCUUGAAAAAUCUAUCCAAACCUUCCACGUUGACCUUAAUGUGUAUCCUCUUUGGUUAUGCCCUUUCAUAUUGCCAAAUAAUCCUGGUAUGGUCCACCCAAAAGGAGAUGAAGCAGAACUCUAUGUGGAUAUAGGAGCUUAUGGAGAGCCCAAAAGGAAACAAUUUGAAGCCAGGGCUUCAAUGAGGCAAAUGGAAAAGUUUGUAAGAAGUGUGCACGGUUUCCAGAUGCUGUAUGCAGAUUGUUACAUGACCCGUGAGGAGUUCUGGGAUAUGUUUGAUGGUUCAUUAUACCACAAGUUGAGGGAGCAAAUGAAUUGCAAGGAUGCCUUUCCAGAAGUGUAUGACAAAAUCUGCAAAGCUGCAAGGCACUGAGCCUGAGUGAUCUGAUCACCUAAGCAAUCAGGGAAAGAUGAAGUUACCUGUAGCUAGUCAGUAUAUCCUUUUAAAAAAAAAGCUUUAUUGCUCUCCAAACAAGCUGAAUCUUGUUGAUGUUUAAAGGUAUGAAUUCCUGCUUUAUAAAUUUAUGUUUAGUACUUCCUUCGUAUGUUUUAAAACCAGUUUUGCAAACUCAAAAGUGAUUGUUUUUAAGGAAACUCAAGUGCUUAGCCUUUGUAUCUAAUGUCGUGACAUGGGUGAAGAAUUCACCUACUUCCAAGCAUAAGAAAAAUAAUGGGAAGGGAAGAAGCUACUGGAGUGACACCAGCUGUGUACUAUAGCUAUAUUUAACAUUACUUCUGAAAAUGGUGAGGAGGGUUCAGAAACAGGUGCCAAAGCUGAAUGCAUUGUCAAGUGAAUCACUAUGUUAAAACUUUUGCCUCCAGUUGGUAAGGUGUGGGACAGCUGUGGGGUGGGGCUGUCAUCCUCUGUGGUUCUCUGCUCCUGGGGUUGUCCCCUGCAGUGGUCCCCAGGGAGCAGUUGACCUCCCUGGCAGUGGCUUCAGUCUCAAAACUGAGCCUCAAGGUGUGAAGAAAAUGCUUUUUACUUGUGCCUAUCAGAUUUGUACUGAUGCUGUUUAUGAAGUGUGAGUGGGUGUAGGUUUUAAGUACUUUGAAAUUCGUUAACUGCGUUGUUUUUUCCCCCAAAAUACCAGUGUUCUGGUUUCACAUAUUACUGGGAGAAAUAAUGCUGCUAUUUCAUAUAGGCAAGUAUUCAGUUUUUACUUGUCGUGGCUCAGUUUAUUUGGAUUGUUUUUACUUAAUUUUUGGGAGGGACGGGUGUUGAUUUUUGGUUGUUGCUUAAGUUUAGUGCCUUACAAAUACUCAGUUGGAAGAAGACGUGGGUUAUCCCAGAUCAUUCUGUCCUGGCCAGUAGGAAA